GAGUUUGAGCUGAUAAAGAAUUCUGUCUUUCUGAUACCUGCAGUUCCACCAGGGAGUUCACUCUGCUUGAUAUCGUGUCCCACACUGCUCGUAGUGGCCCGUCCCUGCCAUGGCCCUCCUGGCUCACACCCUGGCACUGCUGGCAAUGACCGUGGCCAUGGUGGCCAUCAAGGUGGUGCCCCUGGACAUGGCCUGGGAUUCCUUCGAUGACCAGUACCGGGGCUGCGGCCCGGCCAUGAACGCGGGGUUGCUGGACCUCUACAACUUUGAGUACCAGAACAACUCUCAGUUUGCCUGGAGCUGGUUUCAUGCUGAAGCUGAGUGGCGCAAACGGGGCUCUCCUGUGUCCCCUCUGGCGUCCUCAUGGCAGGCCAUUGCUCUCCUGGCCUACACGUCACAGGACGUGUACAAGGAGUUCAACGAGGCUGUGCGCACGGCUGGGCGAUCCCGCCAGGAAUGCCGGGACAACUUCCACUUCAAAACGCUGCAUUUCCUGCUGACCCAGGCACUGCAGACACUGAGGCAUGCUCAGAAAGCGAAGUGUCAGCACGUGUUCCGGGGCGUGCGUGACGUUCAUUUCCAGGCAUGGCAAGGCCAGAGGGUCCGGUUUGGUCAAUUCACAUCAACGUCACUGAGCAAAGAGAAUGCUCUGCGAUUUGGCACAACUACCAUUUUUGAAGUGCACACAUGCCAUGGUGUGGACAUCCAGCAGUUCUCCAUGUAUCCAGGGGAGGAGGAGGUGCUGAUCCCUCCAUAUGAGACCUUUGAGGUCACCCAAGUCAUCUGGGAUGGGAAGAGGAUGUGGAUCAGGCUCCGCUCUGAGGGGACCUUCAGCAAAUACAACUGCGCGUGGCAGUGAGAAGACAGCACAGGGGACAGCCUGGGCAAUGGGGACACCCAUGAUAAGGCACAGGGGACAAUGACACUCACUGGGCAUGGGGGACAGGAACACCCACUGUGUGUUUGUGGGGACAAGAACACCCAUGGCUGUGGAUACCAAGUCUGGGGACACCCAUUGUGGGCACAGAGACAGGAACAUCCAUGACAGGGCACAGGGAUGGGGAUCCCGACUUCUGUGAGGGGACAGGACAGGAACACCCCUGCCAGGGAAGGACAGAGACAGGGCUCCAUCUGUACUGAACUUCCCCAUCAAAGGCAGCGCUGUUGGGAUGAGCCCUGUGUGCUGGACAUCAGUGGGCUUGGACCCUACAUGGCACUCCCUGACACCCUGGCACGCCCCUGGCACCUGCUGGCUUGC
This is a messenger RNA of Passer montanus (Eurasian tree sparrow), 1258 nucleotides long. RefSeq names its product erythroblast NAD(P)(+)--arginine ADP-ribosyltransferase-like. The coding region runs from base 110 to 859 and encodes 249 amino acids. Gene Ontology annotation, molecular function: NAD+-protein-arginine ADP-ribosyltransferase activity; NAD+ poly-ADP-ribosyltransferase activity. The transcript has 2 exons. Lineage: Eukaryota; Metazoa; Chordata; Aves; Passeriformes; Passeridae. The record is from RefSeq and is a predicted model, not a curated record.